Mesocestoides corti is the source of this 3042-nucleotide messenger RNA. The record is from the annotation of a GenBank genome assembly. NCBI's taxonomy places the organism in Eukaryota, Metazoa, Platyhelminthes, Cestoda, Cyclophyllidea, Mesocestoididae.
AUGUACAACGAGGACGAGCCUAUUGAAAAAAGAUUCGAGGACUUGUGCCAGAUAUUAUGCAUUGAAGGUGCUGUUCGUGAAGAGGCUUGGGAUAAAUACAAAGAUGUUUGGACAAACUACUCAAUUGAUGGUGAUCAGUUGCAAUGGCUCGUAUGCUCCCUAUAUGAGUGUUGCCGGCGCCCAACUACGGACAGUAUCUCUGGUCAAGUGAUGGAAAACGCUUAUGUCUCCCUUACGCGACUUCUCGCAACAGCCAAAAUGAGCAUGGUCCAAUUCUUCCAUCGUAUCCGCAAGUGGUCGGACAUGACGGAGAUGUCUGAUGAGAUGCAUGACCGAAUUGAGCGUCUCGAGCGACAGUUUGCCAUUUCUUCGGUGACUUUCCGUCAUUUCACUCGCGCUUUUCCCGUCUACUUUCGCUCCCUUAUUUCGGAGGAUGUUCCACAGGAACACAAACUGGAUAACGUCUGUCCUGAAGUCAGCGAGGUCUUCCGUUUCAUCUGGUUAAUGUUCAUUAAGACCCGCGCCAACUUCCCUGCCGUCGCCGACGACCUAGUAAACUCCUUCUACCUCCUGGCAUGCUGCAUCGAUUGGAUGGUGGGCAACAUUUUGGUUGCCGGCCAGGCGUGCUGCCACGCACUGCUCAACUCGGAGUACCGUGGAGGCAAGUGCUUCCCCACUAAUGUCGAUACUCCUCCUUGCUUGCUGCGCUUCAUUUGUGAGGACAAUGGCAUCAACUUUGUGGAGUGUAAGGCUAUUAAAGAACACUUCUUCCAUCCUUACAUCUCUCGAUUGGUUGAGAAGUCAAAUUUGAACGAAAAUGAUAAAUUGCACUUUCAGGACAUGUUGAAGCUCCAUCCUUCGGGUCCCAUUGGAUUCUUUCAACCUGAAGACUUCGCUCACGCCCUUCAACGAAUCAACGACCACUACGAGGAGUACGUCUUAGGCACUGGCGACUUCGAUGAACGCAUAUUUUUGAGUCCAAACGCCUCCCAAGAGAUCGGCUCGGCGCGUCCCCCUGGCUCGGGCGACUCAAAAACUGGCGACCAAUUAUCACCUGGUGAUGGAGGUCUCAACAGUGGCCUCUACAUGGGCUCAAUUCGUCCGGAUAGCGCUCUGUAUGGCCCCGUUUUGGGCAACCUCAGCGGUUUUGUUAGUUUGAACAGUCCUGAGACGCGCAGCCAAAAUCUGCACCACAUCCAGGCCUUGUUAUCUGGUCGAAGUCGCAACCCCAGUGGAGCGCUGUUUGAGCUCAUCCGUUCCACGGCGACAAAUGAGACGCCGCUCACAGACAUUCGCACACGUCUCCAGUCGGUCUCGGAGCAGUUCCUGUCGGCCUACACAGCGGGCGAGCCGCGUGCCAUCGAAUCGGCCUCCCACCGCAGCCAACUGGCUGAGCAAUUCUACUACUAUGCCUUGGAGCAAAUUCUGACAGACGAAAAAACCGCAAAGGCUACCAGGCCGCCACAGCAGCCCAGUGCCGCUAUUGCCGGUAUUUUGCGCUCGGACGCAUUCCACCGCGCUCUCUAUGCUUGCUGCCUAGAGCUAGUCAUCGUUAAUUGUGAAGGAGAUGAAGAUCGACGCUUCCCAUGGCUCUUGGAGGCUCUCACACUCGACUCCAUCGCGUUUUACAAGGCACGCCAUGCCGUCUUCGAAGUAUUCAUAAAGAAUAUAGAGUUGCCUCGGGAAAUUGUUAAAUACCUGAACCGAAUAGUCGAACGGAUUCUGGAUCAGUUUGCUUGGCGGACCGGCUCCUCCUUGUGGAACACCAAUCAGCAGACCGGUACUCGAACAGCCAUUCCCACAGUGGAGGAGAUUUUUCCACCAGAGAAACUCGACGAGAAUAUGGUAAGUCGCUACGGCCGACGGGAACUCCUGGUAACCACAGCACCGGGCAUACAACAACAAACAAGCGGCGGCGCUUCCCCUGCGAAGAAAAUCCGUCUGGGGAGCCACCAUCAACAGCCGCACCAGGAUGAGUCUGCUCGCGCUGCCGCCAGUCUAUUAGCUGCCACCGAGGGAGAAACUGGUGCUGGUGGUGGUGUCGGCGGUGGUGUAGAAGAAGGCGCAGACGGAGGAGACUCACGCGCCAUCUGGUCUGCGCCCCCACCUCCACUCCGGCGCGAUUCCAUGGCCAUAUUCUUCCGUCACGUCUACCAACUGGCUGCCGGUCGUCUGCGUGCUGUUUGCGAUCGCAUUCAAUCUGCGCCUCCGUUGCUAAUGUCCCGCGCUUGGACUGCCUUCGAACACGCUGUCGUGAAUGAAAGUGACCUGUUUAAGGAUCGACUCCUCGAUCAGAUCCUCCUCUGUUGUCUCUACGGUGUCUCGAAAGCUGGCGCAGUUGGACCGAAUAGCAGGGUCGUGACUCUGGUGGAAAUCGUUCAGGCAUACAGGAUGCAGCCACAAGCCACGCGUGACACCUACCGUCGUGUGCUGAUAUGCCGAGUGGCCACCAGGGGUGGAUCUGUGGAGUCGGUGGAAGAGCGGGGAGACCUUGCACGAUUCUACAACCUCGUGUUCCUCUCCCGAAUGGACCGGUUCUUGCAACAAUUCGCAUCGCCAUCUUCUGCAGUCGGAGCACCAAAACAGCAGCCUCUUCUCACACCGAUGCCUGCUCAGCCCUAUUCACAAAACGUCCACUCAAAUCUUCAGACAGCCCAGACACCCACGGCUGGCGUCUCGGAAGGCUUUCUUCCAGCACGGCGCCUAACCAACAACCACAACGUCUUUAUCAGUCCGGUAAAACGGCACCCCCAGCCAGUCCAUCAUCCACCAACAGGGACGCAUACUCUGUCACCUAAGCGCGUCACAUUUACCGUUGGCAAGGGAACCAGCAAGGAGCUCCUCGAACUGAAUACGGUCAUCGGAGCGGCCGAACGACGUGCUUCCGUCACCAGCGGCCUAAAACGCGCCUCAGGCGUUACUGUUGCUACCGGUGGAGGGUCGACUUUCACCACCAUGUCAACAACGAGUGGCGAAGCCAAGGGAGUUACGUUUGUGAGCAACACUGGGUUCGAGUCUAAACGCAUCGAUUUUAAUGUUUAG